This is a messenger RNA of Vidua macroura (Pin-tailed whydah), 2395 nucleotides long. It is a transcript of the gene CELF2, whose product is annotated as CUGBP Elav-like family member 2. Gene Ontology annotation, molecular function: mRNA 3'-UTR binding. Gene Ontology annotation, biological process: regulation of alternative mRNA splicing, via spliceosome; mRNA splice site recognition. Lineage: Eukaryota; Metazoa; Chordata; Aves; Passeriformes; Viduidae. Bases 273 to 1745 code for a protein of 490 amino acids. Gene Ontology annotation, cellular component: nucleus; cytoplasm; ribonucleoprotein complex. The record is from RefSeq and is a predicted model, not a curated record. The transcript is spliced from 16 exons.
CUGAAAAGAUUCGAGCACACACUAAUUUAACAACCCUGCUUCGUCGUCUUCUUUUUUUUUCCCCUUCUGCUUCCAGGAUAAUUAAAAGAGAAACCUGUAAAGGCAACGUUCCUUCAAGCAAGUUGGUGCUGUAACGUGCUGGUUUCAGGAGAAGCCUAAGGGCUGGCAGCAAACAUCAAGGAUAUUCAGCUCUUUUCAACAGAAUAACAAGGAGUAGAGAGACUGCCACAGAGUUAUCUGGAACAUUACCAAGUAACGGCACAGCUAACAAGAUGAAUGGAGCUUUGGAUCAUUCAGACCAACCAGACCCAGAUGCCAUUAAGAUGUUUGUUGGACAGAUUCCCCGUUCAUGGUCAGAAAAAGAAUUAAAAGAACUUUUUGAGCCUUAUGGAGCUGUCUACCAGAUUAAUGUUCUCCGAGACAGAAGUCAGAACCCUCCCCAAAGUAAAGGUUGUUGUUUCGUAACAUUUUAUACAAGAAAAGCUGCUCUUGAGGCACAGAAUGCACUGCACAAUAUUAAAACUUUACCUGGGAUGCAUCAUCCUAUUCAGAUGAAACCUGCAGAUAGUGAAAAGUCAAAUGCUGUGGAAGACAGAAAAUUGUUCAUAGGAAUGGUUUCGAAGAAGUGUAAUGAGAAUGAUAUCAGGGUGAUGUUUUCUCCGUUCGGCCAGAUAGAAGAAUGCCGAAUCCUUCGGGGACCAGAUGGGCUGAGCCGAGGCUGUGCGUUUGUCACAUUUUCUACAAGGGCAAUGGCACAGAAUGCAAUCAAAGCCAUGCACCAGUCUCAGACCAUGGAGGGCUGCUCUUCGCCAAUCGUGGUGAAGUUUGCUGACACCCAAAAGGACAAGGAGCAGCGGCGUUUGCAGCAGCAGUUGGCUCAGCAGAUGCAACAGCUCAAUACUGCCACUUGGGGAAACCUCACAGGUCUUGGAGGACUCACACCACAAUAUCUAGCUCUCCUGCAGCAAGCAACUUCCUCCAGUAACUUGGGUGCCUUCAGCGGCAUUCAGCAAAUGGCCGGCAUGAACGCUUUACAAUUACAGAAUUUGGCAACUUUAGCAGCCGCAGCAGCCGCCGCCCAGACCUCAGCUACCACCACCAAUGCAAACCCUCUCUCCACAACGACUGGUGCUCUGGGAGCCCUCACAAGUCCUGUGGCUGCAUCAACUGCUAAUUCCACAGCUGGUGCGGCCAUGAAUUCUUUGACUUCUCUGGGUACUCUCCAAGGACUGGCUGGAGCCACUGUUGGACUGAAUAAUAUUAAUGCACUAGCAGUUGCUCAAAUGCUCUCAGGUAUGGCGGCCCUGAACGGAGGACUCGGCGCAACAGGCCUGACGAACGGCACGGCCGGCACGAUGGACGCGCUCACCCAGGCCUACUCAGGAAUCCAGCAGUACGCGGCCGCCGCGCUGCCCACCCUCUACAGCCAGAGCCUGCUGCAGCAGCAGAGCGCCGCGGGCAGCCAGAAGGAAGGUCCAGAAGGGGCAAACCUCUUUAUUUACCACCUCCCCCAGGAGUUUGGAGACCAGGACAUUCUGCAGAUGUUCAUGCCUUUUGGAAAUGUUAUCUCUGCUAAAGUCUUCAUUGACAAACAGACCAAUUUGAGCAAGUGCUUUGGUUUUGUUAGCUAUGACAAUCCGGUCUCUGCACAAGCUGCUAUCCAGGCUAUGAACGGCUUUCAGAUUGGCAUGAAACGCUUGAAGGUUCAGCUGAAACGCUCCAAAAAUGACAGCAAACCUUACUGAUCUUAACCCCAGAUGCUUACUGCUCUUAUUUUAGCUUUCUUAGGGUAAGUCCCAUGAGCAAACCUGUCCUCUGCAGGGGGGUUAAGAAAGAACAUAGAGCCAACCUUCACCAAGGGACAGUUAUUUUUACAGUUACCACUUCCAUCUCCCCACUUGUCCUUACUGCACUUGGCUCCCAUUUCCUCGCCAAGUAAUUACUGAGUUGUGUUACUGUAUUUUGUUUUGCAGCAUAAUUUAUCUCCUUUUCGAAACAAAAAUAAACAUCUUGAAAUUCCAAACAGCACACACACACACACAAACACAAAAAAAUGUGCAAUUUAACUCUGUGAACCCUGGUGCCAUUAGCACACAAUAAAAGUUGUUUUCUAUGGAUGGAUCGUAUUUUACCAGGGUGGCACCAGCAGUUUAUAGGUUAAACAAAAUGGCCUCAUGCCAGUUGAAGCACUUAUUUUGCAACAAAAAUUGAAAUAAGUCUUUCCACUACAUCAACUUGUUUUUUGAGAAGAUCUGAUUUUUUUUUCGGUUCAAAUCAACGUAUUGUUAUAUAUUAGUCUGAUUUUACACUGGUCGUCUUUAUAUUUCUUUUUUUUAAGUUCUUGUUUUUUUGGAAAGGAUUAAUGUAAAAAAGAUUUAGAGAUCUGUUUCUAAAG